CAGUACGUACUAAUCAGUAUGUAUGUGUAGUAUGAAUACAAUCACGGAUAUACUACAUCCACCAUGUUGGUGUUGUCAUGUGACCUUCGACAUCAUCAUAAACACAAAAAUCAUAAAGGGACCACCGGAUUAAAGCAACCUCACUACAAACAGAAAAAUGCACAUCAGGAAAGUUAACUGAAUUGGUAGUUUAAUGUGGGCAGUGUUAACAGGCUGACGUAAUUUCGUUGCCAUUAGUUUGACCAAUGGAGGCAUGAUGGAGAUCACAAAAAAGGUUUCAAACACUGUGACAACUGUUUUCUUGUUUAAACCUUCAACAAGUUAACAAUUUAUUUGCGCAUUGUUAAACAAGUUAUGUUUAACCAAGGUUUAAUACUUAAAAAGGGCCGACGCACUGUCUCCCGCCAUUUUUGUUUUCUGAGCUCGUCCGCACAAGUUCUGUUGCAUUAUGGGAUUUUUUAUUUGCGUAGUGUCCAUCGGUUGCAUACUGCAAAAUCUCACCGGAAGCAGUACGCCAUCCAGGUAUUUCUCGCCUACUGAGAAUUCAGACGUACUACCCAUCUGGCGUACUGUCAUAGAGAUAGGUGGAUUGGCUAUGCUAAAUUGUCCCUAGGUAUGAAUUAGCGUAUGAAUGCAUAAUGUGUAAACAGUUUGCCAGAGAUGCAAUCCAGAGUUUGCCAUCCAGGGUGAAUUCUUCCGCCCAGUGUUUCCAGCACAAGCUCCAAAUCCACCAUGACCAUGACCAGGAUGACAAGUGGUUACUGAAGAUGAAUAAAUGAUGAAUAAAACCAUGUUAGAGAGGAGGACAAUGUUAGUACAAUGAAUUGGUAUAGGAAGUAAUUUUUUUAAAUUAGCAAUCAUUAAAGCUGCCAGUAAAGAGUCUUGAUAAAUGUAUUCCUUGUAUUUUGAUGGAUGUGGGUUCUAGUUAAUCUGUGCUAGAGCCUCAGAGGGAAUGUGGUGCACAGCGAGGGGUGAUAAGUGCCUUCCGGUAGGUGGGAAUUAGUCAAUUUCUGGCUUUGUAGACAAUCAUCAGUGUUUUGAAUCUGUUGCGGGCACCCACAGUAAGCCAGUGAAGGGAAUGCAGUAACGUGGUGGUGUGGGAUAACUUGGGGAGAUUGAAAAAAGUGUUACAGCUGAAUUCUGGAUCACUUGCAGGGAGCAGGUGGCACUCAGGGGAAGACCUGUCAGGAGCAAACUGCAGUAAUCCAAUCUUGAGAUGACAAGGGACUGAACAAGCACUUAAGCGGCCUUAGUAGAGAGAAAUGGUAUGAUGAAAGAGUUAUUCAAGGAGAUCACAAGAUUUUUGACAUGGGGAUACAUUUCCAGAGAUCUACUGAAGCUUGGCUCUACAGCAAAAAAUAAAAUUUUAUUUCACUGUCCCAUAAACUAGGCUUUGACAUCAGGGAUCAUGGUAUUGUGGAUCUUCAGAUUGGGAGGUUGCCUGGGACCUAAAGUAUAUUCUGAGGUACCAGAUGGUGGCUGGGGUUGGAUUGUGGCUGUGGCCUUUUUUCUUGUCGAAGUCUUCACGUAUGGAGUCAUUAAAAGCUUUGGCAUAUUCCUCAAUGAUCUGAUGUGUGAGUUUAAUGAAACCAACAGUCGAGUUUCAUGGAUAGUCUCAAUAUGUGUGUUUGUAAUGGCUUUUACAGCACCACUGUCAACUAUAUUGAGCAACAGAUUUGGCUGCCAGCCUGUUGUGAUCCUCGGCGGAUUCAUAAUUUGCUUGGGAACAACAUGUACUGCAUUCACCAGCUGCAUGAAUCAGAUUUACAUCACAAUCGGGAUAGUUUCAGGUCUCGGUUACUGUUUGACAUUUCUCCCGACUGUCACCAUCUUGUCCCAAUACUUCAGUAGACGUCGGUCCCUGGUCACUGCCAUGGCCUCGACAGGAGAAUCAUUUGCCAUAUUUGCUUUUGCACCAGCGUUUACAGCACUUAAAACACAUAUUGGCUGGAGAUACACAAUGGUGGUGCUUGGAAUGUUACAGGGUACCAUCCUUGUCUGUGGACUUCUGCUUUGCCCCAUCAUAAUCAAGCCAAAGACUACCGAAAGUUUUACCAAACCACUGAGAAAGCAGGAGCUCAAUUACUCUCUCCCUGAUACGGAACUCAGUGGCUCAAUGAGCUCCAGAGACUCAGGGGUGCAGUCAUUCAAGGAGUUGGAACAGGGUCUCCAAAUGGGGGGACAGCAAAAAGACGGUGAUGCGUUUCAGACUCCUCAAUGUCAACAGGAUACAACAAGGCUGUGCAUAAACAAACUCAUGGACCUUUCUGUGUUAAAGGAAGGAAGCUUCUUAUGUUAUGCUGGAUUUGGUCUUUUUGCAACACUGGGCUUCUUUGCCCCACAGCUAUAUAUUGUGGAGCUCAGUGUGAGUAUGGGGACUGAAAGGGACAAGGCAGCCUACAUGCUGUCAAUAAUGGCAGUGGCCGAGAUCUUUGGACGACUCGCCAUUGGCUGGAUCCUGAGCUGUGGACGCAUUAGGAAGAUAUUUGUCCUACUUGGAUGCGUGUUGCUGAUAUGUCUAGUAUUAGUGCUCUUCACAGUGGUAAAGGGCUUCUGGGGCCUGGCCGUCUGCUGUGCCUUGUAUGGCUUCCUGUUAGGCAAUAUUGCAUCCACACACAUCCCCAUGCUGGCCGAGGAUGACAUAGUGGGAAUCAACAGAAUGCCCUUAGCUGUAGGUGUCUACGUAUGUAUCCAGAGCUUUGCCGGACUUGCUGGGCCACCUUUAGGAGGUCUUUUGGUGGACAUCACACAGAACUACAGCUCUGCCUUUUACUCGUGUGCUGCUGGUACAGGGAUAGGUGCACUCUUUCUAGGGCUGGUACGUCCAGCAAAGACAGGUUUUCUGUGCACUAAGAGAUCUCAGCACUUGCCAAAACAGCCUUGACUUGGACAAACUUUCAGAAACUGGCAAACAUGUAGAUGUCUGAGCAUGUUACACUGAGUCCAAACUGAGGUAAAUCUGAUUUGUCACUUGUAUUCAAAAACAAUAAUUACAGACCAAAAAAACAAAACAAAACAAGGUUAUCUACCCUUAAACCUAUCGAACAAUCACAACGUGCCUUCAAUUUGGAAUAUUUAUGGUAGUAGUAGCUUGAGUAUGAGACUGUUGUACUCUGCCUUUAACCUCAUGAUUUUGGACCAAUUAUCUUUCUUUCUCUUCCAAUUAAAUAUGUUGCUUCUAAAUCUAACUUUAGGUAAAUUCAGGUCAACACACUAGUGUUAGUGCUAGUACUUUGUGCUCAUGAUAAUCUAAAGUCAAUACAUAGUGUACAACUGUUUUUUCAUGGUCAGUAAUAUGAACUCAACUGUCAAUGUCUUCAAAUAUUCAAGUACAGUGUGACAAUAAGAAUGUGAGGGUCACUGCAUUUGAAUCUAAUGCAAUACUUUUACAAUGACUGAUCAAAGUUGUGAAAACUACAGGAACAGUUUAAUUCAUCAUUCCAACUGUACUAGAAGUACUAUACCUUAUACAAUUAUUAUAUAACUAUACUGUUACUAGACCUUGAUUUUGUAUGUUUGGAAAUAGUGUACAACCCCAAUUCCAAAAAAGUUGGGACGCUGUGUAAAAUGUAAAUAAAUACCAUCCAGAUACCAUCCCAUCUUUACUUCUGAUAGAAUCUGCCUCUCUAAGAUUUUCUUUUUAUACCCAAUCAUGUUACUGACAUGUCAAUUAACCUAAUUAGUUGCAAAAUGUUCCUCCAGCAGUUUUUUUUAAUAACACUUUUCCAGCCUUUUGUUGCCCCUAACCCAACUUUCUUGAGACGUGUUGCCGGCCAUCAAAUUCAAAAUUACCUUAUUUUUUCCUUAAAAUGGUAGAUUUCCUCAGUUUAAACAUUUGAUAUGUUUUCUAUGUUCUAUUGUGAAUAACAUAUGGGUUUAUGAGAUUUGCAAAUCAUUGCAUUCUGUUUUUAAUUUACAUUUUACUCAGCAUCCCAACUUUUUUGGAAUUGGGGUUGUACAUUCACACAGUAUGAUGUUUAUACGUCUGGAAUAGAAAUAUGUUUUUCACACAAAGACACUUUUUUU
Messenger RNA from Ictalurus furcatus (blue catfish), 4026 nucleotides. RefSeq names its product monocarboxylate transporter 7. NCBI's taxonomy places the organism in Eukaryota, Metazoa, Chordata, Actinopteri, Siluriformes, Ictaluridae. The transcript has 7 exons. Gene Ontology annotation, molecular function: monocarboxylic acid transmembrane transporter activity. The coding region runs from base 1409 to 2884 and encodes 491 amino acids. Gene Ontology annotation, biological process: transmembrane transport; monocarboxylic acid transport. The record is from RefSeq and is a predicted model, not a curated record.